Messenger RNA from Cryptotermes secundus, 1245 nucleotides. RefSeq names its product mRNA export factor (gene Rae1). The record is from RefSeq and is a predicted model, not a curated record. Gene Ontology annotation, biological process: RNA export from nucleus; transcription-dependent tethering of RNA polymerase II gene DNA at nuclear periphery. Gene Ontology annotation, molecular function: ubiquitin binding; RNA binding. Lineage: Eukaryota; Metazoa; Arthropoda; Insecta; Blattodea; Kalotermitidae. Gene Ontology annotation, cellular component: nuclear pore.
AUAUGUCACAAUGUUUAACCAAAGUACUCUAGGAGCAUCGUCAGGUUUUGGGGCAACCACUACCCCAUCAUCAGCUAAUCCGAUGAAAGAUUUUGAGGUUACUUCACCUCCAGAUGAUUCCAUAACUUCGCUAGCUUUCAGCCCAGCCACGAUUCAACAGAACUUUCUUAUUGCUGGAAGCUGGGAUAACAAUGUUCGAUGUUGGGAAGUGGAACAAAGUGGGAAAACUAUCCCCAAGUCCAUGCAGACAAUGCAAGGUCCAGUCCUGGAUGUGUGCUGGAGUGAUGAUGGAACAAAAGUGUUCAUGGCAUCUUGUGACAAGAUGGUGAAAUGCUGGGACCUGAACAGCAAUCAGACAAUUCAGGUAGCAGCACAUGAUGCUCCUGUGAAAACUUGUCACUGGGUGAAAGGACCAACUUACUCCUGCUUAAUGACUGGUUCCUGGGAUAAAACUCUCAAAUUCUGGGAUACCAGAAGCCCAAACCCAAUGCUGACAAUCAAUCUUCCAGAGCGCGCUUAUUGUGCAGAUGUUGACUUCCCAAUGGCUGUAGUUGGAACUGCAGGCCGUGGACUGAUUGUUUAUCAGUUAGAAGGCAAACCACAGGAAUACAAGCGUAUUGAAUCACCUCUGAAAUACCAGCAUCGUUGUGUCGCUAUCUUUCGAGACAAGAAGAAGGUUCCCACAGGUUAUGCCUUGGGAAGUGUAGAGGGUCGAGUUGCUAUCCAAUAUGUAAAUCCACAAAACCCCAAAGACAACUUUACUUUUAAGUGUCAUCGCUCAAAUGGUGCUCCCAAUGGCUAUCAAGAUAUUUAUGCAGUGAACGAUAUAGCAUUCCAUCCUGUGCAUGGAACAUUGGCAACUGUUGGGUCAGAUGGAAGUUUCAACUUCUGGGAUAAGGAUGCCCGCACCAAACUUAAACCAUCAGAGGCCAUGGAGCAACCAAUCACUCGUUGCUGCUUCAAUAGUAAUGGACAGAUCUUUGCUUAUGCUGUCAGCUAUGAUUGGUCAAAGGGACAUGAAUUCUACAGCCCAAUGAAAAAGAAUUACAUCUUCUUACGAUCUUGCUUUGAUGAACUGAAACCUCGCAGUUCUUCUUAAGUACACUUCAUACAAAAGGUUUCCAGUGGGUAAGUUUUCAUAGGACUGACACAUGAUUUUGUUUGUAUUAAAACUUCAUUGCAUUUAACCAUUGUAUUUACUGUAAACACACUGUUUAUAGCAAUAAAUUCUAUAUAAAUGUAUAA